UACACCUUUGGAGAUACACGUACAAAAUCCUACACUAUUACUGCGGCAAUUUUCGCAGCGACGACACUGCCAAUCCACCAUUCGCAUGGCUCUCGCAAACACCGCCUUCUUCGUCUCUUCCUCUGGCCUCCGUCGAUCUAGGAUAUCUGAUCUCGAUUUCGCUCCACAACUCUCUCCCUACGAGUCACUCACCUUUUUCCCAGUUCGCUACAGGAGCACUCAACCUGGACUUGCUUUCUCGAGAAAGAAGAACAUUUUGCAUGCAUCUACCGAUGGUUUGAAUGCAAUUGAUUCAACCUCAUUGCAAAUGCAGAAGUCUGAUCAAGAUGCUGAUUAUAUCCCUAUGCCAAUAGUUCUGAUAGAUCAAGAUUCAGAUUCUGAUGCAACAAUUGUACAGCUCAGCUUUGGAGAUCGCCUAGGAGCUCUCAUUGACACGAUGAAUGCAUUGAAAGAUUUGGGACUAGAUGUGUCGAAGGGAACUGUUUCCACUGAGGGAUCAGUCAAACAAACAAAUUUUUUCAUCACACUAUUAGACACAGGCCGCAAAGUCGAAGAUCCUGAUAUGUUAGAGAGAAUCCGACUGACCAUCAUUAACAAUCUUUUGAAGUAUCAUCCAGAAUCUAGCGUGCAACUUGCAAUGGGUGAGGCUUUUGGAAUAAAAGCUCCAGAGAAGAAGCUUGAUGUUGAUAUUGCAACUCAUAUACGAGUGAAGGAAGAUGAACCCAAGAGGAGCUUACUCUGUAUAGAAACAGCAGAUAGACCGGGAUUACUGGUAGAAAUCAUCAAAAUUAUUGCUGAUAUUAACAUUGAGGUGGAGUCAGCAGAAAUUGAUACAGAAGGACUGGUAGCCAAAGAUAAGUUUCAUGUCAGCUACAGAGGGGCAGCGUUAAACAGUUCCUUGUCUCAGGUGUUGGUGAAUUGUCUACGUUAUUAUCUCCGAAGGCCAGAAACAGAUAUAGAUAGCUAUUAAUACCUGGAAGCACCAGUGUAUGGCUGCAAAUGGUUCUUGUAUCAAAUCAUGCAUGAGCUAUAAAAGUCCCCUGCUCAAGAAUCUGGGCUAUGGAUCUUUAAUCGCAUUUUGGGAGGCUUUUGUAUAGUUACCAUGAAAAGGAUUCUUAGCAUUAAAACUAGAUAAAUAAUUCGUGGGUUUGGAUACACAAAAUA
This is a messenger RNA of Juglans regia (Persian walnut), 1164 nucleotides long. Its product is annotated as ACT domain-containing protein ACR12-like. The coding region runs from base 86 to 970 and encodes 294 amino acids. The transcript has 10 exons. The record is from RefSeq and is a predicted model, not a curated record. Gene Ontology annotation, cellular component: chloroplast thylakoid membrane; chloroplast stroma. NCBI's taxonomy places the organism in Eukaryota, Viridiplantae, Streptophyta, Magnoliopsida, Fagales, Juglandaceae.